Messenger RNA from Naegleria fowleri, 1455 nucleotides. RefSeq lists its product as uncharacterized. NCBI's taxonomy places the organism in Eukaryota, Heterolobosea, Eutetramitea, Acrasida, Naegleriidae. The record is from RefSeq and is a predicted model, not a curated record. The coding region runs from base 1 to 1455 and encodes 484 amino acids. The transcript has a single exon.
AUGAUACAAACGACUCUUGCCAAAUGCCUUCAAGUCUCUUCAAGCAAAGCCUUUCAUCAUUAUCAUUACUUGUCUAAAAGUAAUAAUACUCUUCGACUCUUAGUUGGUGGAUAUCCACAACAUCAUGAUCCCAAUGGAAACACAUUUUUCAACAAUCUUCAUCAUCGCUUCUUCUCAACUUGUUCCAUCACCUUUGCCACUCCAAAAAUUGUCGGAGUGAGUGGUCAGAGCGUUGAAGGUCUUGUAUUCUCUCUUGCUCUCUCUCAAUUAAAUUCUACGAGUAACAAUACACAGCAAGAAAAUCAGAUUAAAUCGAUUGAAGUUUAUUCCAAUCCAAAUCCUCUCAAAGAUGAAGCAUGUAUUUUGUCCCAACAAUGCGUAAACAUGCUGCGAGAUUAUUGUGGAGUUGAUGUAACAAAAUCACCCUAUGCUAAGAAUCUAUCACAUUAUCAUAUUAUUAGAGCCGAUAUUAGGAAUCCAAUUACUGUAAUGGACUUGAAACAUAUUGCACCUCCUGAAGGCUUGUAUAGCAUUCAAAAGAGUUUCCUUUUACAGCUCUUAUUAGAAAAGGCUCAACAAAAUCAAAAUAUUAACCUUGUGAAUGAUAAUGUCAGAGCUAUCACUGAAAGUAAUGGUAAAAUUGCUAUUUCAUCAAAGAAGGCCAUCACAAAGAGACAUGUGGACUUGUUGGUUGCUGCUGAAGAAGAUAUUCAACAUUCUACAGCAUUGAAAUAUUUACAAUCUAAAUUAGGAAAUGAAUCAACCAUGGUUCGCUCUCGUUUCUAUGAAUGCGAUUCCAUUAUUAUGCCAUGUCCAUCUGAUAUUGAUUAUGAAUCAAGAAUGUUUGAAUGGUGGAAUAAUUCCAGUCGACUUACAAUCAUUCCUCUUCCAAAUCAACAACUUGGAUUGAAUAGCAUUCAAUACAUUCCAAAACACAGUGCACUUGGUGCAGAAAGAGUGAAUACUAAUUGUUUACAUUUUGUUUUCAAAAUUCACUCUAAUUUGAGAGACAAUGGUGUUGAUUCUGUUUUGGAUAACAUGAGACAAUUAUUCUAUACUAGAGAUCGAGUGGGUGUUGUUGCAUCCUCAAAAAUUGCCUAUGACCAUGAAUUGAAACAAUUGUAUCACACAAUGGAUGAUUCAAGUGUCGUUGCCAUUGGAAAUGUUGCUCACAGUGUUGAUCCAACAUUGUAUCAACAAACAUUUGUUGCCAUUCAUGAUGCAGUACAAUUAGCAAUUCAUUUGAAGGAACAUGGUUUUACACGUGAAGCACUCGCACUCUAUGAACAAGCAUCUAAAUUGAGUUUUGAUAAAUGUCAGAAGUACAGUGAAGGAAUGGCAACAAUUGGAUUUAAGAAGAGAGUGAACAAGAUUACCUUCAUGUUCAAAUUUAUUUUAGAAAAGUUAAAUGUCAUGAGAUUUAGAAGAAUUGUUUCAAAGGUCAUGAAUGAAUAA